UCAGCCCCGUCCUGGUGUCAGGCGGCUGCCAAUGCCUGGAACCUGUCCACCUCAACAUGCUUGGAGUCCCAUCAAGCGCCUCUGUCCCAUGGCCCACCAGUGGCCUUGUUCUGGGGAGACCCCACACACAGACAGGAAGAGACUAGGAUCCCCCCUUCCAUCAACCCGGACGUCCGGAAGCUUCUGGAGAUACUCAUUGCCAAGAAAAAAGAACUGAAGUUUUGGAGGGAGAAGGAAAAGAAAGAAAGGUCAAAAUACCAGCUGACCUCUUUCGGGAGAAUGUUCAAGUCCCCAGGUCAUGGGCAGGACACCAUGGGCUGCCCGUCCUUCUGGAGCAUGAGUGGCAAAGCAAAACAGCUGCUCGGUCCUGACAAGCCCCCACGUCCCAAGAUUCCAAGGGACAAUUUGGAGCAGAAAUGCCUCCAACUCUUCUGGGGUCUCCCCUUUCUGCACAGCGAGUCCCUGGUGGCCACUGUCAGGGUGACCGAUCCCCCACUGGAGUUCCCGUCUGUCAUAUUCAAUGAGCUCUCUCAUGCUUUGCCACUCCAGAUUCAGGGCAAUGUGGCUCCACGCCUCUCCCUGACCCACGACUUACAUGACCCUUUGGCCCGGCCCCAACCCUUGACCCUGAGAUUGGUCCAGCUAUCCCUGAACAUACAGCCUCACCAAGAGUUCCAGAAGGUGCCCCAGGCACACAGCUGGCACAGUCCCACAUCUGAGUCUGAGUCUACGGAUAGAAGCUGCCAGGCCACACAGAAGACUGGGUCCAGGUACCCAGGAGGGACCGUGCCAGGAAAAAGACUGGGCAAGGAUUCAAGGUCCAGUACAGGGAGGAUCUGGAAAGAUCUACACAGGGGCCCAACGGGCUCUCCAGAGAAGGCUCCAGGAAGAAAUCGUGAGGAGUCAGAAACAGACUUGAAGCCCUCCACAAGCAGCGCAGAGAAGCAGCACCCAGAGAAGGACCCGAGAGCCCAUUUCAGGAAGUUGGGGCAGUUCAGAGAGGGUCAGAUGCCUUUGGAUGUUCAACCUUCCAGGCUCGCAGCCCACCACGCCUCGGACCUUCCCGGAAAGCCAAGCCCUCAUGGGAACCCUGGAAAGCCAGUGCUUUCCAAGUGUUGGGAAUCCUCCCACGACUUUUCCAUCCUCAGUCCAUAUGCUCAGCAAAUGCUAGAAGCACAUAUCAUAAGGCUCAGGGUGAAGCACCGGUGGGGCCUCCCCCUCAAGGUUCUCAAGACUAUAAACCUCUUCAAGUUGAAGAAGGGCUUCCUCCUCUCCCAGUCCUUCCCACCCCGCUCAGCAACCUGCGUAUCCAAGGCUGGCUCGGGCACCAAGUUCUUAGGAAAUCCUCCUCAGCCCUAUCAAGGAGAGGUGAUGAAAGAGUCUUACCCCACCUGGGGGAGGGCCCUCGGUGCUCCCCAGCCUACGUGUGAGGAAAUCCAGCAGGCUCUGGAAGGGUCCUCACCUGGGGGUGGCCCUCUGGCUGGACAGGGGGCCAGUCCACCUUCUCGGACCUUCACAUACAGCUUUGUGGGCAGAAUCUGGCACAGGGAAACUCCCUCUAGGACUCUUAAGAACAGCAACUUGGAGUCAAGUCCAAGUCCAGCUAUGGCCACAAAGGAGCCAAGGAGGGUGAAUGGGGGUCGGGCCUCACGGGACGUGACCAUGCUAGAGCUCAACUUAGAGCCCCAGGAUUUGAGUGCCAAAGAGCCCGGGGAGGUGGGAGACGUCAAGGAGACCCCUGCCUGGGGAGUCACCUUAGAACCCCGUGUGCUGGCCAACAACCAAGGCCUCCGUGGCAAGGGGAGAAGAUCAGGGUCUUCAGGGAAAAGUGACAGCCCCCUGCAACAUACAAAGUUGGUCGCCAGAGACCCCAAAGAGCUAUGCCUUGAGGCACGGCACAGGAGUUCCGAGCCCCGGAAGUUGAUGGAGUCAGAGAACCAGCCUUGUGAUGCCACCCCCACCGUGCUCCUUCAAGACUGUGAAACUGGGGUCCUCCUUCAAGACUGUGCGACUGAGAGUCUCCUUCAAGACUGUCAGUCCAACAUGUCCAUCGCUGCCGACAUCUUGGCUUCUCAGGGAUCUCUGUCUGGCUUCCAGAGCGGGUCCAGUGAAGACACAUCUACUUCCCAGGUGUUGCAUGGCCAAAGAUCCCAUGGCCAGAGCCCCUACAGGCAGCCAGGACACCUGGGACUGCAGCACCAAUGUAAGAGCCCGAGCAGGUCACGUGUCACCCCCGAGGUGAGAGAGAGCUCCAGGAGGUCCCCCUCGAGAGAGCCUGCCAAAGAGCUGUCAGAACUGAAGCUCCUCCAGAUCAGUGAGGUGAAACGUCCAGUCCAGGGCAAGGAGUCAGGAGAGACCUCGGGAAGCAAGGCCUGUGAGAUCUUGCUGAAGAAGGAAGAGGCGCCUCCGGAAAGCUACUUCAGGAGAAGGAUGAUGCACUUGUUCCAGUGGUUCUUUCCCAGUAGAGGCAGAGGACUGGAAGAUUCCCUUCAAAAGGGCAAGUCUUCAUCAUCCCAGGGCCGGGGACAAGUCAUGGGCAGGUCAGCCAUGGACAGCGCUUCUGCCGAGGCUCAGGUGGUCGUGCAGGCUGUGGAGCGGAUCCUAGAAGAGAAAAUGUUGCCUUACCAGGGACUCAGGGUCCCAGAGGUCGGCUGGUGCAAAAAGGAUCUCCAGGCUUCGGCAGACCCCAAUGUCUCCUACCACAGGGUUCUCUCUUACCAAGAGCAGAGGAGAGUGAUGAGGGAGACAGCCAGUCCACAGGGCACCCCCAGGGGCCACAACUAUGCCAACAAGACCGAGUGGAUUGGGUGGCCCUUCCCCACCAGGGUGCCAGAGUGCCCAAGCAGACCCUGCCAGAACAGGUCACUGGUGCCGGGCCCUUCAGGCCGCAUCCUGCAGGCCCACUGCCCCAGGCACUGCCUCCUUCAAAGAGACAUUUCACCUGGCCAGCCACUGUGUGCUUCUCAUGCCUUUCCUGGCAGGACAACUUUCCUCCAAGAAAAAACGCAAACGGUGCAGAGAAAAUCUUCUUUUUCUCACAUUAGCACAUCUUCUAUGGGCUAA
Messenger RNA from Lontra canadensis (Northern American river otter), 3063 nucleotides. RefSeq names its product spermatogenesis-associated protein 31E1-like. Lineage: Eukaryota; Metazoa; Chordata; Mammalia; Carnivora; Mustelidae. The coding region runs from base 280 to 3063 and encodes 927 amino acids. The transcript is spliced from 2 exons. The record is from RefSeq and is a predicted model, not a curated record.